UUCAAAGCACAUCAAUCCUCCAAAGCCUCUCUAGUCAGGACCUGCGCCCAAAUAUACCUGUCUUCUUCUACAGUUGCUCUCUUUGUUACUGAUUUAUGUGUGGCUGCUGAUCUGAGAAGCCCUAGAGAGAUGGGGAGAGCAAAGAUUGCGAUUAAGAGGAUCAACGAUUCAACAAACAGGCAAGUGACUUUCUCAAAGAGAAGAAGUGGAUUGCUCAAGAAAGCGAGGGAGCUUUCGAUCCUCUGCGAUGCACAAGUUGGUGUUAUCGUCUUCUCUAGCUCUGGCAAGCUCUAUGAAUAUGGAAGCUCCAGCAUGAAAUCUAUCAUUGACCGCUACAACGAACAACAAGCAGAUCAAUGUCAGCUUCUAGAUCCUGCUUCAGAAGUCAAGUUUUGGCAAAGAGAAGCAACAGUCUUGAGGCAACAACUGCAACACUUGCAAGAAUGCCACAGGAAAUUGAUGGGUGAACAACUUUCUGGUUUGAGCAUUAAUGAAUUGCGAAAUUUGGAAAAUCAACUUGGGAUAAGUUUAGGAAGCGUCCGGAUGAAAAAGGUUUCAUAG
Molecule: messenger RNA, 561 nt
Organism: Prosopis cineraria
Lineage: Eukaryota; Viridiplantae; Streptophyta; Magnoliopsida; Fabales; Fabaceae
Product: agamous-like MADS-box protein AGL21
Exons: 5
Coding region: 130-561 (143 amino acids)
Biological process (GO): positive regulation of transcription by RNA polymerase II
Cellular component (GO): nucleus
Molecular function (GO): DNA-binding transcription factor activity, RNA polymerase II-specific; protein dimerization activity; RNA polymerase II cis-regulatory region sequence-specific DNA binding
Source: RefSeq, a predicted model, not a curated record